This is a messenger RNA of Penicillium bovifimosum, 2493 nucleotides long. RefSeq lists its product as uncharacterized. Lineage: Eukaryota; Fungi; Ascomycota; Eurotiomycetes; Eurotiales; Aspergillaceae. The transcript is spliced from 3 exons. The record is from RefSeq and is a predicted model, not a curated record. Gene Ontology annotation, molecular function: RNA binding. Bases 1 to 2493 code for a protein of 830 amino acids. Gene Ontology annotation, cellular component: mitochondrial inner membrane.
AUGCGGCCGGCACUUUUCUCAAGAGGCCCGUUGGCCGUUUGGGCUCCGGCACGCUCUCAUAGCAGUGCCAAUGCGUUUCGCGGGAGACCUUCAGUCUGGGGACGCUCGGCGAUACGAUGCGCAUCUUCUAUUCAGUCAGGGCAUAUUCCAGUUGGUGAAAAUGAAGGAAUUAUCUACAUCAACAAUAUCUUUCCGCAUCGCCUACAAUGGCUGAUGCGUGGACCUCUCAGCCAUAUCCAGCCCUUCGAGGGGCUCCUGGCGAAAUUCAACAAUCCGGGAGUAGCGGCUGCCAAUCCAACCAGCAUAAUCAAGAAAGCUAUACCCAAAGACCUGGAUUUGGAGAUCAAAGACGUCGUCACGAGGUACAAAGAAGGUGGUGCGUUCGUGAAAUAUGCGCCGAAGUCCAAAAUGAGCGAUGAAACCAUCAAAAAUGCAAUUCAUGAGCAUUUGAAGAAUAAUCCCAUCAAGCCCUGGUUUAAUCCAUUCCUCAAAGUUGAUGCGGACCUUGUUCGCGGGACACCCUGGAUCGAGGACCUCUAUCGAAUUCCGAGUCAGACACUCAAAGUGGAGUUUUUGUCGACAUCUCCAGAUACAUCAGGGGCCGAAUUGACUCAAGAAUCCUUGUACUCACUGUUCCGACCUUAUGGCAAAAUUUUGGACAUCCAGUCGCAGCCGUCAGAUUCGAAGGUCGAACCACGAUACGCAACUCUGCUGUUCGAGCGCCCUCGUUUCGCUGUUAUGGCGAGGAACUGCAUGCACGGUUUUGUUGUUUCGGAAGCAGGAGGGGGUGGCAAGUCCGGCACAAAGUUCAAGAUCAACUACGAGCGCAAGAUCAAGUUGUCCAUGAUCAAAGAUUGGAUUCUGAACCACCCGCGACUAGUCAUCCCGGCCAUAGCAGCAUUGAUCGCUACGAUCACAGUCAUCAUCUUUGAUCCGAUUCGCACAUUCUUCAUCACGCUCAAGAUCAAGUCCUCGUUCCAGGGUGAAGAGAACCCCGUUCUGGAAUGGGUUCGAAGACAAGCCAGCAAGGCCAACAUGUUCUCCUUCGGAAAACGAAGGUCAGAUCCGCGAGGUCUUGCAGCUAUCUGGGAAGAUCGACAGAAUGAUAUUGCGCAACUACGUGCCUGGCUGACCGAGACUGCGGAUACAUUCAUUGUAGUUCAUGGGCCUCGGGGCUCAGGGAAACGCGAGUUGGUUCUGGAACAAUCCCUGAAGGACCACAAAUAUAAGGUUGUCAUCGACUACAAGCAAAUCCAGGAUGCUCGGGGUGAUACAGCCAAGAUUUCACGAGCAGCCGCUCAGGUCGGCUACAGGCCGAUCUUCUCUUGGAUGAACAGCAUCAGCAGCUUCAUCGACCUUGCUGCGCAGGGAAUGAUUGGUACCAAAGCGGGAUUUUCCGAGACGCUAGAUGCACAGCUGAGCAAGAUCUGGCAGAAUACCGCUGUCGCCCUGAAGCGAGUUGCAAUGGAAGGACGACGGAAAGACGACAAGGACGCCAAUCUGUCUGAAGAUGAAUACCUGGAGGCACACCCGGAGAAGAGGGCUGUCGUGGUAAUCGACAACUUCGUCAGUGACGAAGCGGACAAUGUCGUGCUCGACAAGCUCACUGAGUGGGCGGCCGGUUUGACAUCGUCAAACAUCGCUCAUGUUGUCUUUUUGACGACUGAUUCCUCUUUUGCAAAACCGUUGAGCAAAGCCAUGCCUAAUCAAGUGUUCCGCACAAUUGCCUUGGGUGACUGCUCGCUGGAAGUCGGUCGUCGCUUCGUGUUGAGUCAUCUGGACGCAGAGGCAGAGGCAGGCAACAACGAAGGUGAACAGCACGUCAAGCGCAAAGACACACUUAGUGGCUUAGAUGAUUGUAUCAAGGUCCUGGGUGGCCGAGUCACUGAUUUGGAGUUCAUGGCUCACCGGAUCGAGGCCGGUGAGACCCCUGAAGCUGCGGUGAAUCGUAUUGUUGAGCAAUCGGCGUCGGAACUUCUGAAGAUCUUCAUCCUGGGAAUGGAUACUGCGUCACCUCAAUGGACUCGUGAACAGGCAUGGUAUUUAAUCAAGUCUCUAGCUCAAAGCAAAGAUGGGCUCCUGUUGUACAAUAAAGUCCUCCUCGGGGAUUUGUUCAAGGCCAACGGCGAGGCCACUCUCCGGGCUCUGGAACAAGCAGAGCUUAUAUCCAUUGGAACAGAUCAAGGAUUCCCACGAUACAUCAAGCCAGGCAAACCUGUGCAUCGCGCUGCUUUCCAACGUUUGGUGGAGAACAAAACCCUCCAGGGCCGUCUCGACCUGUUGAUUCUGUCGCAGCUCAUCAGCAAUGAGAACUCGAGUAUUGCAAAGUACGAGGCGGAGCUUCAGGGUCUCGGUACGCUACCGAAAUAUCCGAAGGAACUCUCAUCGCGGAUUGAGUGGCUCCUGGGCAAAAUUCACGGAUCGCAAUUCAAGAUUCUCAAAUAUGAGCGUGAAAGUGCAUCCCUCUCCAAGGCGUUGCAGAAGGAACACUGA